CCUGAGGUCCAAAAGAGAUGCCAUCUCCCCUCCAGCCGCUGCCCACCGCCGCCGCCGCCCUUGCCCAGCACUGCAUCCGCCUCCUCUCAGCCGCCGGCUUCUCGUCCCCCUCCUCCCUCCGCGCGCUCCUCCCCAUCCACGCCCGCGCCGUCCUCCUCGGCAUCGUCACCAACCCCGCCUUCGCCACCAGGCUCCUCGCCGCGGCCGCCCCGUGCUCCCUCGCCUACGCCCGCAGGGUGUUCGACGCCGCGCCGCGCCGCGAUGCCUACAUGUGGAACACCCUCCUCCGCGCCCACGCCCACGCCCACUCCCACUCCCACUCGUCCGCCUCCGACGCCCUCUCGCUCUACACGCGGAUGCGCGCCGCGGGCGUCGUGCCGGACUACUACACCUACCCCAUCGUGCUCCCGGCGUGCGCGGCGGCGCGCGCCCCGCGGCUCGGGCGGGCCGCGCACGGCGACGCGGUGAGGUUCGCGCUCGCGGGCGACGCGUUCGUGCACAGCGCGCUCAUCGCCAUGUACUGCCAGGAGGGAGAGGUGGCGGACGCCCGGCAGGUGUUCCUGGAAAGUGGCCGUGCCCGCACGGUCGUCGCGUGGACGGCCAUGGUCGCCGGCUACGUGCAGAACUGCUUGUUCGCCCAGGGGGCUGCGGUGUUCGGUGCCAUGGUUGCCGAGGGCGUGCUUCCCAACGAGAUCACUCUCAUCAGCUUCCUGCCCUGCCUGCAGGGGCAAGAGUGGCUCGCUGCCGGGGAGAUGGUUCACGGGUUCGUUGUCAAGCUGGGGUUCGAUGCAAAUGCCCCGCUGGUGAAUGCACUCAUCGCAAUGUAUGGGAAGUGUAAGAGCAUCAAGGCCGCAGAGGAGUUGUUCGACGGAAUGACCGCGCGUACCGUUGCAUCCUGGAACACGAUGAUUGCCAUGCAUGAGCAGAACGGUGAGGGGAUUAAGGCGAUCAAGUUCUUCCGCAGGAUGCUUACCGAGAAGGUGGGGUUUGACACCGUCACUCUUGUCAGUGUGCUGUCUGCUUGCACACGCUCAGGAGCCCUUGAGACAGGAAAGUGGGUGCAUGAGCUCGCGAGGAAUCAUGGCCUCGAUGCUGAUGCGAGGAUCGGCAAUGUUCUUGUGGAUAUGUAUGCAAAAUGUGGUGAUCUUGCUUACGCAAGAGUGGCUUUCGAUGGUCUGCGUGCGCCGGGCGUCGUGCCAUGGAGUGCCAUGAUCAGUGCCUAUGCCAACCACGGUGAGCCUGAAGAGGCUCUCAAUUUAUUCUCCCGGAUGAAAGGCCAAGGGGUGAAGCCUAAUUCCUUCACGUUCACCGCGGUUCUGGUGGCAUGCGCCUACUCGGGCCUCGUCGAUGAAGGGCUGAAGCAUUUCAAUAGCAUUGUCAGAGAAUACCGUAUCUCACCAACGCUUGAGAACUAUGCCUGCAUGGUUGACAUGCUGGGACGUGCCGGUAGACUUGUCGAAGCAUAUGAAAUCAUUAAGGGGAUGUCGUUGCGACCAGACAAGUGCAUCUGGGGCGCAUUCCUUGGUGGCUGCAGGCUUCAUGGCAACCUGGAGCUAGCUGAGUUCGUCGCCAAGGAUCUCUUCCAGUCAGGAUCUCAUGAUGUCACGUUCUAUGUCUUGAUGGCGAACAUGUACUUUGAAGCUGGAAUGGUGGAAGAUGCAGAAAGGAUGAGGAGGACCAUGGAGGGGAUGGAACUCAAGAAAACAGCUGGGCGUAGUUCAGUCUGUACCAGUAGAGAAAGAAAAGCCAUCAUCAGGUAGCAAAUUGGAUGCAGCUUUUAGGUUAGACUGCUUGUAAGCAGUUAUAUCCACAUAUUGUCCCUCUCCUCCUGAGGAAAAAUCACACGUUGUUUAGAUGUCCAAAUUAGGCUCUACCAUAUAGUUUCUUCAUAAAUUGAGCUCAGAUGUCUUCUCUGAUCUUGUUAAUUGUACAUUGGGGAUAUCCUUCCGGUUAAAAUCUGAUGACCAGCAGCAUCUCCAGAGGUCCCUUUUUAAAUGUGAU
This is a messenger RNA of Lolium perenne, 2001 nucleotides long. RefSeq names its product pentatricopeptide repeat-containing protein At3g12770-like. The record is from RefSeq and is a predicted model, not a curated record. Gene Ontology annotation, molecular function: RNA binding; protein binding. Gene Ontology annotation, biological process: RNA modification. NCBI's taxonomy places the organism in Eukaryota, Viridiplantae, Streptophyta, Magnoliopsida, Poales, Poaceae.